This is a messenger RNA of Enterobius vermicularis (human pinworm), 3113 nucleotides long. Lineage: Eukaryota; Metazoa; Nematoda; Chromadorea; Rhabditida; Oxyuridae. The record is from the annotation of a GenBank genome assembly.
AUGCUAAACACAUUGAAGCCAUGGACUUUAUGGAAAGGAAUUGCCUUACGAAGAGUAGAAAAAAACUUUCUUGGUAUAUCUACUAGGUGGACUUGUCUCUCCACUGCACAAUCGGCACCGUCAACGUCUAAGGAGGGGAGCAGUGUAGAAAGUAUUUUGAAGAAGAUUGAUUUGGUUCCACUACGGCUCCAUAAAUAUCUAUUCGGGUCUGCAGUGGUACCAGAGAACGUCGUUGAAGACACAUUUACGAGUUUAGAAUUACCACAGUUGGAAGGGGAUAAUCUACAGGAGCACUUUUAUAAAAUUGGAGAGUCGCAAAUGGCUGAAAAUAGACGACUCCUUGAAAUGGCUUUUCAGAUGCCUACAGUACCAAAGAUGCCAACACGAUGGGAAUUGAACGUUGGCUGGAGUAAAUAUGAUGCUAGUACUGGUACAUUUUCCCGAAUCGAUUUCCCUGACGAGGAAAUCCUCUUUUUUGAUGUCGAGGUAUGCGUUCGUGAUGGCCAAUUGCCUACUUUAGCUGUAGCUCUUUCACCAACUUCAUGGUACUCUUGGUGCAGUGAGCGUUUGGUGAAUAAUACGCCUGUACCUUCACUUUAUCAAUUGCAGCAUUUAAUAUCAUUGGAAUCUGCAAACGGUGAAGAUCAAGUAAAGAUUGUAAUUGGUCACAAUGUGGCCUACGACAGAUCUCGUGUUCGAGAACAGUACUUGCGCGAGGAAAGUAAAACACGCUUUUGGGACACAAUGUCAAUGGCAAUCCCUAUCUUUGGGAUGGCAGACCAUCAGGUAAAAUUAUAUGAAAAGAACGAUGUGGAUGAUGAUGAAGACCAGCAUACGGGAUGGUAUGAUGCGUGGAGAAGGCGCGUCUGCCGUAACUCGCUAGUAGCGCUGCACCAAAAACUUUGCAGUAGUUCGUCGGAACUGAUGCUUGAUAAAUCGCUGCAAAACUUUUUUGUAAAGGAACCAAUUGAGGAAAUUCGUAAUAACUUCCAGAGUCUUGUGCGGUACUGCGCUGCAGAUGUGAUAGCAUGUAUGGAAGUAUAUAAAGCAUUAUUUCCUGAAUUUAUUGCGAGGUUUCCACACCCUACUACUUGGAUGGGAAUGAUUGAGAUGGGUAGUGUUUAUUUACCAAUAACUGAUAACUGGAGAAAGUUUUAUGGUAAUUGUCAGAAGCGAGCUCUUAAACAGAAUAAUAGUGCUGCUCAUGGUUUAAUAAAGUCAGCAAAGCUACUAGCAGAAGAGCUGUCUGGAAAUGAGAAGUUUAAGAAUGAUCCUUUUAUGUGGCAUGCGGAUUGGAAACCAGGGAAGAAUUUUCUUCCGUGCUGGUAUGAGUCAUUAUUGAAAAAUAAACACUUUUUGGAUGUUCCUAUCGAAAAUCUGAAAUCUGAAGAUGUAAAGCUCAGAUCACGUGUUAUUCCGUUCAUUUUUGGCUUAUGUUAUGCGAUGUAUCCACUCCAUUAUAAACUAGACAAAGGAUUUGGAUUUUUGAUACCCAAAGAUGGGAAUACCGAUGAAGUGGCUUUGGAACGUAGUGAAUUGCUGCUUAGGCGUGGGGGCACUGUAGAAGUACCCUACAAGGCUAUAAUGAAAUUAAUUCAUGAUAACAUGAUGGAGGGGUUCGGAGACGUCCUGGUAAAGCAGCCUGACUGUCAACUGGGACCAUUCGACUUCUUUCGCUUGCCCCAUCCAAGGGGUGCGGGUCUGAAUGUCGGCGAUCCGCUUGGAAAGGAUUUUUAUAUUGAUAUCGAGGAAGGUCUUCUGCAUCCCACUAGGUUCAAAGACGAGUUCUUCGCACUGCUGAGUGCAAAAAAGGCCACUCGUUUUAGAGAUCGUAUUGAAGAGCAGGUCUCAGUAUGGCUUGAUGAUGAUUUUAAGGAAGGCGCAUUGGCUCCACCUGUAAUACCAGCAGGUACUGUAACGAGGAGGGCUGUUCACAAGCUGUGGCUGACUGCCAUAAAUGCUAAGGACGAAGGGUUGAUCGGGACCGACUUAAAGUCAAUGGUGGAAUGUCCACAGGGAUGGUGCUUGGUUGGAGCCGACGUCGAUUCACAGGAACAGUGGAUAGCAGCAAUACUUGGUGAUUCAGCUCUUGGAUUUGGGAUUGCUGGAGCCACGCCAUUUAGCAACAUGCUUCUUGCGGGAAGUAAAUCAGACCAUAGUGAUUUGCAUAGCGUUGUAGCAAAACAGGUCAACAUUACGAGAGAUAAAGCAAAGGACAUAUUCAAGGUCCUUAACUACGCAAGACUGUACGGAUCGGGCACAGUGCAUGCUAUCGACUUUCUAAAGCAGUCAGGAAUAAACGAAUCAAAAGCGAAACAGAUCACUCAAAAGUUGUUUGAAACUACAAAAGGGCGUCGUGACGGGCAAUCUCCCAACGGGUGCUCCUCAGUCAAAACAAAAAGCUCUUUCAGUUCUUUCACUUCUAAAUUUGAAAAUUGGUUGAUGAAAGAAGUCGGCGAAAAGUUGACGGACAGGAAUGAAAUUGACUUGGAUCGUGACGUUUUUGCAAUGCGUUUGUAUGAAAAUUAUUCGGACCCUGUAUAUCUAUAUUCCGAUGGCUUUGAAUCAGCGACUUUUAACUACUUAGAACUGAUGCUGAGAAAACGACAUCUUAGGACUCCAGUCCUUGACUGUCAACUAGGGUAUGGACUUGAACCGUUGCCAGAAACAGCUCCGGAUGCUAGCUAUUUUCUCUCAAAAUAUAGACGGUCAAUAGUCAAUUGGGUUGUCCAAUCUAGUGCAGUGGAUUUCCUCCAUCUCCUGUUAUCUUGUAUGAAGUGGUUGUGCUCCAAGUACAAAAUCAACGCACGGUUUGUAAUCUCGAUUCAUGACGAGGUGCGCUACAUGGUAAAGGAAGAGGACCGAUACCGAUGUGCGUUAGCGCUAAUGUUAAGCAAUAUGCUUGUGCGUGCUAUGAUCUCUCAAAAACUCGGGGUUAAUCAACUUCCACUAUCAGUAGCUUUCUUUAGUCAAGUGGAUGUUGACUAUGUUUUACGGAAAGAAGUUAAUUUGUUGUGCAGGACACCAGACGGUGAAGAAAGACCACCAGGUGAAGCCCUUGAUAUCAAGGCUGUGUUAGAAAAGACGGGUGGCUCGCUUACAGUAAAGUAAAA